Corticium candelabrum is the source of this 481-nucleotide messenger RNA. Its product is annotated as NADH dehydrogenase [ubiquinone] 1 alpha subcomplex subunit 7-like. The record is from RefSeq and is a predicted model, not a curated record. The coding region runs from base 55 to 387 and encodes 110 amino acids. The transcript is spliced from 4 exons. Lineage: Eukaryota; Metazoa; Porifera; Homoscleromorpha; Homosclerophorida; Plakinidae. Gene Ontology annotation, biological process: mitochondrial electron transport, NADH to ubiquinone; ATP synthesis coupled electron transport. Gene Ontology annotation, cellular component: mitochondrial inner membrane.
CGCUGGAGUUGUUGCCCUGUCUCUCUUGUGUGCACUGUAGUAGAUUUAGCAGGAAUGUCCAGCAGCUUUCAAGGGCCUCAUACUCGAAUUGUUGUUGCUUUGAGGAAGUUCUUGGUCGGGAGAGACCUCGUACUUGCACACCGUACUACUAAUGAGGCAGCUACAAGGUCCCCACCACUCCCACAAUUACCUCAAGGACCUGCUCACUGUCUACACAGCAACCACUACUUUACACGAGAUCUUCGUCGUGAUGCUUUUCCUCCAUUGAAUAUAAUGGAAUCAUCAAAGCAGCUGGCUACUGAUGGCACAACAGAGUGGGAAAACAUGAAACCUGUUCUGACUGCAGCAGUGCCUGGAAAACGUUAUCACUGGACUCAUAGCCAGUAGUCACAACGAUUGACAGUACCCUUGAAUUAAACUCUAUUGCUAUUAUUGCUGCAUCUAUAACAAUAACAAAUCAGCUGCGAACAAGAGUUAAAAA